UCUUCCCUCACACACUUCACACACUUCACUGCUUUCGCGGUGUUCUCGUGCCACCAACCUCCCUCGCCAAGAUGUCGACGGUGACCCGCGCCUACCUCGACCAGAGGCUCGCCGCCGCCAAGCGCUGCUCCAGAGAGGGUGCCAUGGCCGGAGCCAAGGCCGCGGCCGUCGCCACCGUCGCUGCCGCAGUGCCCACCCUGGCAAGCGUGAGGAUGCUUCCGUGGGCGAGGGCGCACCUGAACCCAACCGGGCAGGCGCUCAUCAUCUCCACCGUCGCCGGGAUGGCCUACUUCAUCGUCGCGGACAAGACCAUCCUGUCCAUGGCCAGGAAGCACUCCUUCAAGGACGCGCCGGACCAGCUUAGGAACACCUCCUUCAACUAAUUAGCCUAUAAUAGAUCCAUUAGUAGUACUGUAAUGUUCAGGCAGCACUUACGUGGUAUCAGGCGAGGCUUGCAGACAGCCAGUGGUGUAGUAGUGCGCUUCUCUGCGCGCAAGAAGUUAUCUGAUGAAGUGAUCUUGAAUUAAUAAUGACUAGCAUUUGUACAA
Molecule: messenger RNA, 548 nt
Organism: Triticum urartu
Lineage: Eukaryota; Viridiplantae; Streptophyta; Magnoliopsida; Poales; Poaceae
Product: early nodulin-93-like
Source: RefSeq, a predicted model, not a curated record